This is a messenger RNA of Patella vulgata (common limpet), 5444 nucleotides long. Its product is annotated as epidermal growth factor receptor-like. Gene Ontology annotation, cellular component: basal plasma membrane; signaling receptor complex. Gene Ontology annotation, molecular function: transmembrane receptor protein tyrosine kinase activity; ATP binding. The transcript is spliced from 8 exons. The record is from RefSeq and is a predicted model, not a curated record. The coding region runs from base 260 to 1264 and encodes 334 amino acids. Gene Ontology annotation, biological process: positive regulation of kinase activity; cell surface receptor protein tyrosine kinase signaling pathway; protein phosphorylation. NCBI's taxonomy places the organism in Eukaryota, Metazoa, Mollusca, Gastropoda, Patellidae.
UUGGCAGUCUGUAUGACGGCACAAAUGAUGUUAAUAACGCAGCUCAUGCCUCUCGGAUGUCUUCUGGAUUACGUGCGAAAAAACAAAGAUCACAUUGGAUCGAAAGUUUUGUUGAAUUGGUGUACACAAAUAGCUAAGGGUAUGGUUUAUUUAGAAGAGAGAGGUAUUGUUCACAGAGAUUUGGAAGCUAGAAAUGUUCUGUUACAUACACCAACCCAGGUAAAGAUUACAGAUUUUGGAUUAGCGAAAUUAUUGGAUUAUGAUGAAGAAGUCUAUCAGGCUGCAGAUGCCUAUAAAAUGGCUGGCGUUAGAAUGUAUACAACACAGAAUAUUUACACAUAAAAGUGACGUCUGGAGUUACGGUGUUACCGUCUGGGAAUUAAUGACAUAUGGACAGAAACCAUACGACAGUAUUCGUGCCCGGGAUGUUCCCGAUCUGUUAGAGAAAGGGGAACGACUCCCACAACCACAUUGUUGUACUAUUGACGUCUAUAUGAUCAUGAUAAAAUGUUGGAUGUUGGAUGCAGAAAGUCGGCCAUCUUUCUUGGAGUUGCAGGAAGAAUUUUCAAAGAUGGCACGAGAUCCUGGUCGAUAUCUCGUCAUUCAGGUACCUUUAUUACCUGGCAUGGAAGGGGCAUCACAAAUUGAUGGAAAGUUUCCAGGAGCCAGCAAGCCUCGACGAGAAAAACGGUAUGCUCAUCUUGAUAACGCUGUUCAAGCACGUCAACAGCGACAGACAUCCCCAACCAGAGGGCGUGGUGAUAGCAUCAAUUCACGGUAUAGCUCAGAUCCUGUCAAAUUCUUAAAAGAUAAAGAUGACAUAGAAUUAGGUUUACCGAUGUUGUUGUUAAACGGUGGCGAUGAGAGGAAUGGAGGAUUGCCUUACAAACGAGAUGUGCCUUUACACCUACCAGUUGAUGAAGAUGAUUACCUGCAACCCAAAUCACAAAUACCACCUGCUUAUAUGGACCUUAACGAUAAAGGUUAUUAUCAGAAUGAAAGAGAUGUUUUUGACGAAGAAGAGGAAUAUGAAGCUACAGAAGAGGAGGCUGUUAAUAAACCAUUGACACAGGCCAUAGAUAAUCCUGAAUAUUUCGAUACACCCAAGCAAAAUGGCGUUAAUAAAUCGGGGAUACCUGCUCCGUUACCUAAACCCAGAAAUCUAAACUAUUAUAAUGACAUUAAUCAGUUGUCUCCCUUGGAGAAAAAACAAUUAAUAUUAAGAGUGAAUAGUAAUGAGGGUGGUAUUGAAACAAGUAUUUAGCCCAGAGUUAUCUACCCUCCCCCCGUUACAGAAUAGACUCUCCGUCAGUUCAGUGAAUCUGGUCACAUGAUUUAAUAUAGAUUGAACUGUGUGAUACAUCAUGUGACUAGGUCAUGUGAUUAGUGAAAGUUGAUGUGUGAACUAUUUUAUGUUAUGAGCUAGGCCUAAAUGUGAAACAACAGGAUCAUGUGACUAAGGAAGAAUCAUGUGAUAUGACAUGUGACUUAGGAAGAAUCAUGUGACACACCAUGUGACCAGUCACAUGAUUUUACUGUUGCUGUGUUAUAAGCUUAUUCAUGUUGUGUUUUCGGUUAUCGUGAGAUAAAAUGGAUGUUGGAGUGUAAUAAAACAGCUAAUUGUAUGGAAGUAGUAUAGGCCUACGUUAUCUAACUAGUAUAGGCCUACGGUAUCCAACUAGUAUCGACCUACGGUAUCCAACUAGUAUAGGCCUACGGUAUCCAACUAGUAUCGACCUUCGGUAUCCAACUUAACAAAUCAAUUCAAUUGGAGUGUGAACUGGUCCUACAAAUAGUGUCGGAACGAAGAACAAUAAUCAGAUUCUCCCGUCGUUGUUGGUUGAAGAGAUAACAUAUGUGCUGAUAUAUAUUGUGACUCGUACAUUCUCUGGACAAAACGAAGUCAUAGUUUACCACUCGUUUUAAAUAAGUGCUGACGAAUUUGUAGUAAAAAUAUGGGGGGAGGGUCAAAUAAAGUCCAGUGUCGAGAUGUUAGGAUAUUUAGUACAGGUGUAAAUACCUGCUGUAAUUCAUACACUAAGUGUAGAGUUGACAAUGGCUUGUUGUAUUCAACGCUUAUGUUACAACCAGGGGCAAAAACAUGAUAUUAAACACUGCCAUAACACAAAGCUUGAAUCAAACUGAACACUGAAUUGAAGGACAGUCUAGAGUCUUGACCACGAUGAUUCAAGUACUGUCUGGUGUCUUGACCAGGAUGAUUAAAAUAGAGACGAGUCUCGACUACGAUGAUUCAAAUACCGUCUUGUAGAGAAAGACUAAUAUUGAGAUAUAAAACUGAAUGAUGGAAGCUAUGAAAUGUACGUUGAUUUGUCAACAUAAGGAGCAUACACCUAAGAUUGUUAUUUGUUGCAAAAAAUAGGGCAAAUCGUUAUAAAAUAAAAUAAAAACAACUAUAUCCAAUAUAUCAUACACCAGUAUUUAUAGCGUGAAGACGGAUGGAGAGAACAAAGCUCAAUGCAAAAAAUCAUAUUUCAGUUACCCAAUAAUGCCAGUACAUAAUCAUGUAAUAUGCAGCAUUUAUCCAGUGGGAUAAAACUAUGGUGACAUCAUCAUUAUCCAAUGACAUGCUGAUAAACUGAUCAUAUGACAGUCAUGUGACAUCAUGAUUAUCCAAUAAAAUUCUGAUGAACUGAUCAUGUGACAUAUGAACUGAUCAUGUGACAUAUCAUGUGACACUAUAAUUAACCAAUAGUUGAGUUAGAAAUUGUGAAAUGAGUCCGUUUGAAAAUGGUGUCCAAUGAUGGUUAGUCAAUCUAUCUACUGCAUCAGUUAACUUCAACAAUUAAAGCUUUGUUUAUAUAUAUAUAUAUGAUGUAAUUUAAAAAUGUCUGUUACAAUCACUGUAACAAAUUCUUCCAUGUAUCUGAUUGGUUAGUGAUUUAUAUAUAGACCAAUCGCAUUUUGAUUUUGCUUAGUUAAUGAGUAGCUUUUUUUAAAAAAAAACAAAUAUGUAUGCAUGCCACUUUAAUUCCUGUAUUAAUUGUAAGUAGUGGUUGUGAUUUUAUUGUUUGACUGACUUGAUAAUAGAGAAUCAUAAUAUGAAAGGUUAGAUCAACCAGCCUCUUUUUAUAUGAAAAAACAAGAAGAACUACUGCUUUUCUUUCCUUGUGCCAAAUCAAAAUCUCCAUGUUUGAAAAAAAAAAUCCAUAAAUGUUUUUGUUUUUAAUUUAUGAAUGUGUUUUGUUGAAGGGAGAUAAAUAUUAAAUGUGUUUUUAAGAGGAAGUAAAGAAAUUCACGCUUAUCCAGUCACGCGGAAUUAAGGAAAAUAGCUUAGUCUAUUUCUGUUUAUUUUGGGAAGAUUAGUCUUGCGGGGUUGAGAUCAGACCAUUUGGCAAGGAGAUCAGGUUUGAGAGAGGUAGGAAUUUCUAUACGGAAAACUUGCCUGUCGUUCUGGAGGUGAUCCGUUUCAUGUUGUAAACUCAUUGAUUGCGAAUCCUUUUGGGAAGAUUAAGCUCAAGUAGGUUAGACUAGUUGUGUUAUGGAAUUCUUCACAUCACCAUCUGGUUUAAAAAAUGUCUCUUCUUUAGGUGACAAAGAACUGUUUUGUGUAAGAAGGUUUACAAUAGUAGAAUUAAUAACGGGGGAUAUGGAUAACGAUAUAAGCGCUUGAGUGGAUGUUAACCUCAUUUCCCUCUCUCUCUCUCCUAGAUAACCUGCGUAAGACAACAAUAACUCAGUCUAUACCCUAUAUCUCCUAGAUGACCUGAUCAAUCCAUACCAGGGGUAGACAAUCUAUAGUAGCGAAAGGCUCGGAUGGUAUCAGCCCACUUGCUAAAAAACCUUAAGUCAAUAUCUGAAAGUGUUACACAUUGUUGAUUAAUUUAAUUUUUAAAGAUAAUUUAAAAUAUUGUAGAAAAUUACAAGUUUAGUGAAUUAUAUAAUAAUAUAUGGAUUUUUAUGCUAGAUUUUAAUGAUAGAAAUUUAAAUGUCCCACAUUUCAUAUUUUUAUUGUUUGUUGUGUUGUAAAUAUCAAUUGUAUAUAAUGUAUAGUAGCCUAUAUGGUAGCGUACUGAUAGUGUGCGUAGUUAUAUUUAAACAUUUGUAUUUAGAAAUUUGUUAAAUUAUUUUCAAAAUGGGAUAAUUCAGUCCGGGUAAUAAUGAACGGUUUUAGAGUUACCUGACGUAAUAUCAGAUUUGGAAUUGAGGGUUUUAGUCGUACCUGACGUAAUAUCAGAUUUGGAAAUAACGGUUUUAUUGGUAGCUGACCUAAUAUCAUUAUUGGAAGUAAUGAUUUGUAGUGGACAUAAAAAUCAGUCACUACUCAACUAGUACUUUGUGCUGGACUUGUAUUGAAAAUGUCCUUAAAAUAUGGAAUAAAGAUAAAUCCAUGAUAGGCACCAGAGGGAGUAUGGCUGACAAAGUCUGACUUUCUCUCUUAUAAUGUCUGUGACAGGUGCCUUAUUUCCAGGCUUGUUCCAAUGAGCCUUGAAUGAAACAUGAAAAAUCAGUCAGUUAAACUUCCCUGGAAGAUUGUUAAAUUGUAUAUAUAUAAUUUGAGAUAAUUAUAUCAUAAACUGGAAAUUGUAAUCAUGCACUAUCUGCCUAGUGCAUGAUGCCUGUCUGCAGAAAGUCAUAUACACCAGGAUCUAGCUGCCUAGUGCAUGAUGCCUGUCUGUAUUAAGUUAUAUACACCAGGAUCUAGCUGCCUUGUGCAUGAUGCCUGUCUGUAGAAAGUCAUAUACACCAGGAACUAGCUGCCUAGUGCAUGAUGCCUGUCUGUAGAAAGUUAUAUACACCAGGAUCUAGCUGCCUUGUGCAUGAUGUCUGUCUGUAGAAAGUUAUAUACACCAGGAUCUAGCUGCCUAGUGCAUGAUACCUGUCUGUAGAAAGUGGUGUACUUCAGCCUCCAGAUAUCUAAAGAUAAUUAUUUAAACAUCCUGAUGUACAGAGAAUUAAAGAUGAUCUGGAAAUUGUAAUCAUGCUCUUACUGCCUGGUGCAUGACAACUGUUAAUACCUAUACUCCUGAUAUCCCAUUUUAAAAAUAAACUUUAAUUGUUUUUGUGGAAAGGUGUACAAAGUGAUAUACUCCCGGGACUGUGUUCACUAAAAUAUGUUAAGAAUGCAGCUUUUUCAUUGGUUAAUAGCUUAAAUUUGUACUAGGAUUUAAAGCCUCAGCCAAUGAAAACCUUUCAUCCUUAAGAUAUUUUAGUUCACGAUUUCAUGAAUAAGGUCAGAGAUAUCCCAUUUAUAAAAUUAACUUUUUGUUUUUGUAGAAAGAAAUUGUUUUAUCAUUUUUAACCUCACAUAAUAUAAAAUGCUAUCAGGUUUGGUGGAAUUGUUAAUAAGAUAAAAUUCUGUGUAAUUGUAAAUACUUGUAAUAAAGAGCAUAUUAAUUCAAUAUAUCAUAGAUCUAAUAUCAGUAAUAAUCCAAAUACGACACAUAGCAAAUAUUUUAAUUUAUUAAAAAACGAAUUCCAUAUCA